Messenger RNA from Sesamum indicum (sesame), 872 nucleotides. It is a transcript of the gene HB52, whose product is annotated as homeobox protein 52. Gene Ontology annotation, cellular component: nucleus. NCBI's taxonomy places the organism in Eukaryota, Viridiplantae, Streptophyta, Magnoliopsida, Lamiales, Pedaliaceae. Gene Ontology annotation, biological process: positive regulation of DNA-templated transcription. Gene Ontology annotation, molecular function: sequence-specific DNA binding; DNA-binding transcription factor activity, RNA polymerase II-specific. The record is from RefSeq and is a predicted model, not a curated record.
AAGCCCACAUAAAUAAUCAUUAAUUAGUACUUGUGUGAACCCCACAAUCUUGAAUUGUUGCCCCCCUAUAUAUACAUACAGUCCAAAUUCAACAUUCAUCGAUCAUCAUUACUUCAUGUCAAGAAAUAUAUGAUGCAAAUUGGCAAGAAAACUAUGAGUCUCUCCCCAAGCUCACAAUCAAAACUCCAGAAGAAGCGGCUGAGCCAGGACCAAGUGCAGCUCCUGGAGGCGAGCUUUGACGCCGCCAAGAAGCUGGAGCCGGAGCGCAAGUUCCAGCUGGCGAGGGAGCUGGGUGUCCCGCCGCGACAGAUCGCCAUUUGGUACCAGAACAAGAGAGCGCGGUGGAAGAAUCAGAGUCUGGAACUCGACUACGGCGCGCUCCAGGUGCGGCUGGAAGCCGCGUUGGCAGACAAAAAGCAGCUCGAGAAAGAAGUGGACAGUCUCCGGGGAGAGCUAAAGCGGGCUCAUGCUAUGCUGUUUGGUCUCAGACAGGCUCAGGCUCAGGCUCAAGCUCAAGCGUGCGUGUCCGCGCCUCCUGGUUCGUGUCUGUCGAGCUGCUGCGACGAAGGAGCUGGGUCCAGCCCGAAUGAGGACGUGGGGUGCUCGGCUACCUGGCAAAACGGCGACGCUUUGCAGUUUGAAGAGCUUUAUGCUUGUCUGAUGCUGGGUGCUGGUAGGGGAUCAAACUCAUGUGGUCCGAUUAUUCCAGACGGUGUGAAUGAAAGAGAUUUUUGGGUAUAAACGAAAUUUAAAAAUAAACAAAAAAAAUAAUAAUAUGGAGAAAUUAACUAGUUUGUAAUUUGCAUGGAAUUAUUAUCCGGUUUGAUAAAUAAAGUGUGGAAAUAUAUAUAUAUAUUAAAAUUUAAUCCUGA